This is a messenger RNA of Merops nubicus (carmine bee-eater), 734 nucleotides long. RefSeq names its product keratinocyte-associated transmembrane protein 2-like. NCBI's taxonomy places the organism in Eukaryota, Metazoa, Chordata, Aves, Coraciiformes, Meropidae. The annotation marks the transcript as partial. The transcript has 2 exons. The record is from RefSeq and is a predicted model, not a curated record.
AUUCUAUGAAAGUGGAGACGCUUCAGAAUAAUAUUUCUUCUAAAAGUGAGAAUGAAACACUAAGUAGUUCCCAAAAUUUGACAGACAGCUCACAGAGUAUAACCCCACUGAAAAAGGAGGCGUUCCCCACAGCAGCUAAAACCAGCUCAGUGACAGAAGCCAAACCACCUCCAGCAAAAGAGGAUUCCCCAGCAGGCGUUUUCCCUGCUCCUGCCACAGCCAGUCCAGCGCCUCAGGUGGAUGUGGAUGCUUCUGAAGAUACUAAAAUUGAGGAAGAGGAUCUCCUAACGGAUUUGAAAGACACACUGAAUAGUUCACCACCCCUCCUAAAAGAAACUCUGGAGUCAGAUGGAGAUGGCUACGGUGCUUAUGAGAUGACACCCAUUUCCAGGUACAACUCAGACCUUCUAGAGCUGCCAGAGGAUGGUGACUCUGACACCAUUAGUAAUUACAACGAGGAGAUCAAGACCCUUAAUGAGAAGAUAAAAGAUGUUUCUGUCACGGGGUUGGAAGAAGAGGAAGACAGCCAUUUCUUUUUUCACCUGGUUGUAGUUGCCUUCUUAGUAGCUGUUGUUUAUGUCACCUAUCACAACAAGAGGAAGAUCUUCCUGCUGGUGCAGAGCAGAAGAUGGAGGGAUGGCCUGUGCUCCAGGACAGUGGAAUACCAUCGUUUAGAUCAGAAUGUUAACGAGGCAAUGCCUUCCCUCAAAAUCACUAAUGACUACGUGUUUUGA